Molecule: messenger RNA, 719 nt
Organism: Spea bombifrons (plains spadefoot toad)
Lineage: Eukaryota; Metazoa; Chordata; Amphibia; Anura; Pelobatidae
Gene: DYNLRB1
Product: dynein light chain roadblock-type 1
Exons: 4
Coding region: 67-357 (96 amino acids)
Biological process (GO): microtubule-based movement
Cellular component (GO): centrosome; cytoplasmic dynein complex; cytoplasm
Molecular function (GO): dynein intermediate chain binding
Source: RefSeq, a predicted model, not a curated record
GGUGACGCUAGACGUUUGCGCGUGCGCAGUCGGUCGCUGUGGUGACACUGGAGAGAGGCAGCGAACAUGGCGGACGUUGAGGAGACUUUGAAGAGGAUCCAGAGUCAGAAAGGUGUGCAGGGAAUCAUCAUUGUUAACUCUGAAGGCAUUCCCAUUAAAAGCACGAUGGAUAACCCCAGCACGGUGCAGUACGCUGGCCUGAUGCACCAACUGGUAAUGAAGGCGCGUUCCUCGGUGAGAGACAUCGAUGCCCAGAACGAUCUGACCUUCCUCAGGAUCCGCUCCAAGAAAAACGAGAUCAUGGUCGCUCCAGAUAAAGACUACUUUCUAAUCGUCAUUCAGCAGCCGACAGAAUGAUGGAUUAACCCUUUCCUGAGCGAUGUUUGUAUUCUGAUCGUGCAGCCAUCAUUCCUUUAUUCUCCUGCCCCGCCGGAGCUCCCAAAACGUCCAUUAAACCGUUUACAAGCCUCCUCCGUGUACAUGUGACGCGACGCUCUGCAGGACCCACGUUAGCAGAGGAACGCAAUCGUCCUACGGACUCUUUAACCGCAUGUCUUAUCUCCCCUUCUGCUCGUAUCACUUGAACCCGCAACCCCCCUUAACAGGGAUGAUGAUGUAAUAAAUCACUACAUCUGUCUGAAUAUUCUAUAGGCGACCUCCCGGCGUGUCCACACUUUUAACAAUAUUUAUUCUGAUAAAACAUAACAAUUUAAUGAAAA